AUGGAAUCUGCCGUUCUUUCAUUCUUGGAUUCAUUGAUCGGUUCUGAAGGAGUAAAGGGUGCAUUAAUAGCGGAUGAACACGGAUUAUGUUUAGGAGUAAAAGGGAUUGCAAACUCAAAUUCUGCAGGAUUUAUAUCAGCAAUAGCAACAUAUGCUAAAUCUUUGCAUGAUGAUCCAAAUGUUCAAGUUCCCACUAUAAAAAUUGAAACCGAUAAAUCUGGUAGACAUUCAAAUUUCUUCCCAUUUUCUUUUCCUUUAAAAUAUUCUCAAAGAUAUAUGUACAAUGGAACAAUUGAUUUAAAAGAUCAAGUACCAUUCGACAUGUUGGAUAUCCUAUGCGCAGCAGAUGAGUUAAUAAUCGAUGACUUGAUAGAAUACAUCCAAACGUACUUGAUACAAAAUAGACCAACAUGGAUAAUUGAAAAUUUAGUCGAAAUCCUUAAUAUAGUUUCACCAAGACCCGCACUUUCCAAAUUAACAAAUCAUUGUUUGGAAGAAGUCACAUUAUUAAAUCCUUCAACAUUUUUUAAAUCUGAAUCUUUUUUAAAUCUGAGUGAAGUUGCUUUAGUUGAAUUAUUGAAACGUGAUGAUAUCUGCAUGAAUGAAUACAAGUUAUGGAAUUGCGUUUUAAAAUGGGGUAUCGCAAAUACCCUUUCCUUAAGCUACGACUUGGAUGAUGAGAUGAUCAGAGAAAAUAGCUGCAAUGAUACAUAUCUCUUUAAAUGGACUUCAGAAAAUUAUCAAAAUUUGGAAAAAACGUUAAAAAAUUGCAUUCCACUAAUUAGGUUUUUUGAUAUUUCAUCGAAUGAAUUUAAUAAGUUGAGUCCAUAUUCAAAAUUAUUACCCAAAAAAUUAUUGGAUGAUAUAACACGUUAUUAUAUGACGAGAGACGUUCAUUCAACCCAAAGUUAUGAUAUCCCUCCACCAAGAUCAUGUGGUGCACAAAUAGAAUCCAAGAUAAUAAAUCAAAAACAGGCGGUAAUACUAGUUAAUUGGAUAGACGGUUACGGCACAUCUUACCCGCGAACAUCAAUACCGUAUACCUUUAAACUAUUAUUCCGAGCAUCUGAAGGUAAUAAUAACCCCAAGUUAUUUCAUGAAAAAUGUGAUAAUGUCGGACCAACUAUUAUCGUAAUUAAGAUACGUGGUAGCGAUCGUUUGGUCGGCGGUUAUAAUCCUCUUAAUGAUUCAUGGAAAAGAUCUUGGUUUUCUUCUUAUAGAGGACAAAAAGAAUGUUUUGUUUUCUCUAUAGAUUCUGCUGCUAAAACCACCUUAGAUGAAAAUCACGUAUUAUCUAAAGUUAUUCCAGAAUAUAGGAAAAGCGCCAUCUUUGAUCAUCCAUGGAAUGGUCCUUGUUUUGGUACCGGUCCUGACCUUUGGGUUAACACUGAUCCUAAUAAUCCAAUUGGUCAUGCUACUAGGAAAAGUUAUCAACAUGCUAUCAUGAGAUCGAGGGAUUUUCAUUGGGAGGACUGGGAAGUUUUUUCGAUAAAAAGAAAUGUACCAGAAUAA
Messenger RNA from Funneliformis mosseae, 1512 nucleotides. The record is from the annotation of a GenBank genome assembly. NCBI's taxonomy places the organism in Eukaryota, Fungi, Glomeromycota, Glomeromycetes, Glomerales, Glomeraceae.